AUAGAGAGAGAGAGAGAGGUUGCUACAAAAAGAAGAAGUAACACAAACAAACAAGCAAACAAACCAGUGCAACAUCCGACUCUCGCUGCUCCGAUCAACCGAACCAAUCCUUUGUUUUUCGACUGACAAAGAUAAAGAAAAAAGAUGAACGAUGCCGAUGUAUCGAAGCAGAUACAGCAGAUGGUCCGAUUCAUUCGUCAGGAGGCUGAAGAGAAAGCUAACGAGAUCUCUGUCUCUGCCGAGGAGGAAUUCAACAUUGAAAAAUUGCAACUAGUUGAAGUUGAAAAGAAAAAAAUCAGGCAAGAGUUUGACCGGAAAUCAAAGCAGGUUGAAGUUCGUAAGAAAAUUGAGUACUCGAUGCAGCUGAAUGCAUCCCGAAUCAAAGUUCUUCAAGCACAAGAUGAUGUGGUGAAUGAGAUGAAAGAUUCUGCCAGGAAGGAGCUUUUGGGUGUUGCAAAUAACAGGAAUGUAUAUAAAAAGCUUCUCAAAGGCUUGAUUGUUCAGAGUUUACUGCGGUUGAAAGAGCCAUCAGUCUUGUUGAGGUGCCGGGAGAUUGAUGUUGUGCUCAUUGAGUCUGUUUUGGAUGAUGCAAAACAUGAGUAUAUUGACAAAGCCGGAGUACAUGCCCCUAAGAUUACCAUUGACAAACGUGUGUAUCUCCCACCACCUCCAAGUAGUGAAGACUCACAUGGCCCCUCUUGCUCCGGUGGAGUAGUUUUGGCUUCACAAGAUGGGAAGAUCGUCUGUGAGAACACUCUGGAUGCUCGAUUGGAUGUUGUCUUCCGGCAGAAACUGCCUGAGAUUCGCAAGCACCUCCUUGGUCGCAGCACUGCAUAAUCAAUGUUGUUUUCUCUGACUCUGGAAACGGGACCCCACAUAGCCUUCUUCGUCAUGGGGAUGGUUUUGAGCAUCUUGGAGACAGAUCAUCUGCCUGUUAGAUUAUAAUAUAUGUAUAUAUAUAUAUAUAUCCAUGAUGUUAGGAAGUGAUAAUAAUUGUUCUGUUACAUAGGUUAAGAACAUUAUAGAUAUUGAUCUGUGUUAUAAUAAUUUGGAUCAUUGAAUCCUUAUUAAAUGAAAGAAUAUUAGCCUUUAUCCUC
Camellia sinensis is the source of this 1097-nucleotide messenger RNA. RefSeq names its product V-type proton ATPase subunit E. NCBI's taxonomy places the organism in Eukaryota, Viridiplantae, Streptophyta, Magnoliopsida, Ericales, Theaceae. Gene Ontology annotation, cellular component: proton-transporting two-sector ATPase complex, catalytic domain. The record is from RefSeq and is a predicted model, not a curated record. Gene Ontology annotation, molecular function: proton-transporting ATPase activity, rotational mechanism. Gene Ontology annotation, biological process: proton transmembrane transport.